Ilex paraguariensis (yerba mate) is the source of this 218-nucleotide messenger RNA. The record is from the annotation of a GenBank genome assembly. Lineage: Eukaryota; Viridiplantae; Streptophyta; Magnoliopsida; Aquifoliales; Aquifoliaceae.
ACGAGUCUGAGGAACUGAGAGAUAAUGCUGCAGAAGCCCUUGUUAAUUUUUCAGAAGACCAUUCAAUGCGUGAGACGAUAUCUGGUGCAUUAGAUAUUCCAUCUUUCCAAAAUAUGCAGGAUAGAUUGAUCCAGAUUCACGCUUCUGAUGCGCAUCUGGCUAUGUCUUUGAGACAUAUGACCAUUGAGGAGCUCCCUUGGGGACCUGCUCUUGCCUGA